This is a messenger RNA of Ectocarpus siliculosus, 1065 nucleotides long. Lineage: Eukaryota; Phaeophyceae; Ectocarpales; Ectocarpaceae. The record is from the annotation of a GenBank genome assembly.
AUGUCCGGACCUCCUACAAUGUCGCAGCUGCUCAAGCGGGCGGGGCUGGCGAAACGCCCUCGGCCUGCAGGCCGUGGUGUAGACGCGACGCCGAGCACCGCAAGCCAGUCCAAGAGAAAGCGACCAAGGGUGGACGGCGGCGGCAGCAGACAACACUCGAGCGAGGAAGAGGAGGAGGAGGAGGAGGAAGGAGAAGGGGGGGGUAGAAGCGAGAACGGCACUUCUGCCAAAGAUGUCGCCGUGGACGACCAAAUCGCGGCGCUUGAGCGCGAGCUCAAAGGCGCCAACGAUAGCAGUAGCGACGCGGAGAGCUCUAGCAGCGACGAUGAUAGCGCCGGCAGCAAGGAGGACAGAGGAGCCGGCCGAGAGCGCGGGCGAGUAGCAAAGCUCGUAUCUCCUCUCGAAGUCGAGAAGAUCGAGCCCCUGCCCGCGCAUCUCUUGCCGCGCCCGGGGUGCGGCGUGCACAAGGACAAGAAGAAGAAGAAGAAGAAGCCUAGUGCUGCUGUUGGUACUACGGCGCUACCAGGACCGUCGCAAGGGCUUGAUAGCGCCGUGAAGGAGCUUCUGGCAAACUACGAGGCCCGAUCUUCCGAGCGGGUCCCGUUCUACUGCAGAGUGUGCAAGUUCCAGGGAGAUAGCUUGGAGGCGCUUGAGAAGCACAAGGAAGAACCGCUGCACGUGGAGGCCGCUAAGAAGGAGCGGAAGAUUUGCAAGUGCUUGCUCUGCAAGAAGCAGUUCACCAGCCCACCCCAGCUGCAGGAACACCUGGCAGGGAAAGCUCACUUGGAAAAGCUCCAGUCGACCAUGUCGCGCCAAGGAAAGUGGGUUCCCGGUGGCUGGGGAGGACCAGGAUCAGAGAGAUCGGCGAACGGAUAUUCUGGUCGAGAAAACGGGGGCGGUCGCUGGCGAGGGAGCGAUGCACGCGGGUGGGCGGCGGGCCGUGGGAGGGGAAGGGACGGAGGGAGAGGAGGGAGGGAUGGCGGCGGCCGUGGGCGGGGGGAUCCGAGUCGCGGCCGGGGUGGGCGGGGGCGGGGACCGGGAAGAGGAUACGAAAAAUAUCGAUGA